Papaver somniferum (opium poppy) is the source of this 1374-nucleotide messenger RNA. Its product is annotated as F-box/LRR-repeat protein At3g48880-like. Gene Ontology annotation, molecular function: protein binding. The transcript has 3 exons. Bases 154 to 1071 code for a protein of 305 amino acids. The record is from RefSeq and is a predicted model, not a curated record. NCBI's taxonomy places the organism in Eukaryota, Viridiplantae, Streptophyta, Magnoliopsida, Ranunculales, Papaveraceae.
ACAUUUUGUUACGUCAAGGGUGGGGUUCUGAAGCAGACUGGCGCGGACACAUACUCAGUCUACUAUUCUGUGUUAGUUCAUACUCCACACAUUCGAUCGAAGUUUUUGUGGUUAUUUUAUCGUUAAUUUCUCUCUUAUAUAAUUUUGGAAGAGAUGGAAGAAAACAGCUCAACAGUAAGGAGAUGGGAGGAUAUGGAAAUUGAUGUCCUGGUGAGGAUAUUCAAGUCGUUCAACAUUAUUGAGUUGACUGCAGGGAUCUCUCGAGUCUGCAGCUCAUGGCGCUUGGCUUGUUGUGAUCCUGUCCUUUGGAGGACCCUUGAUCUUCGUAUGCUACAAUCACACUUCAUCCAGAUUCCAUCGGCACCAUAUGUUUGGGUGGGUGAGAAGUCUGAUCAAACAUUCAUGAGAGUUUUGAAGAUUGCUUUGGGUCUUAGCCGCGGAAGUGUAACUGUCUUAAUGUUUCACUUCAAUACUUACCCAAAUGACAGUCAGUUGAUCUAUGCUGCCGAAAGGUGUCCACGGCUCAAACGGCUUGUCUUACCAGCUUGGAAUAGAAUUACCAAAGUCGCUAUCUGCAAAGCAGUUAACCAGUGGGAAGAGCUCGAAUCUUUGACGAUGCCGACGAUUGCAAAUCCUCCUUACAUUAUGGAGGCAAUUGGUGCUAACUGCAAAAACUUCAGCCAACUCAAGGUUAUGGGUCCCUGCAAUAUUCUUUUUGCGUCAAGUAUAGUAACUUUUCUCCCAAAGCUAAGGGUAUUGAGCCUUCGAUGUGUGAAGUUGCAUAAAGAAGCAUUGGUGCAUCUCUUGGACUCCCUGGAACACUUGGAGGUACUCAACAUUUCUCACUGUCUUUUAGUAGAAGCUCCUCCAUCACCUGCCUCAGUAAAAGUUUUCAGGGAGCUCGACGAUUCAAUCCUUGAAAAGGCUUCACGUUUGCGAGAAUUCUUAACUUGCCAGGAUAACUCGUGCACCCUUUGCGCCAGAACAAUUAAGGAUGAUGGUAUGUUAAGGUGGUAUAAGUAUGAGGAAGGGUUGUGGUGUACUGAUGAGGUAAGCUCCUUUGCUCUCUGAUAUGUGCCUUGAGAUUCGGGAGGGGCAUAGAUCUGGACCAGUAUGCUGAGUAGAGUAGAUUAUUCCAGUAUUCGCGAAUCUUAUUCAGCCUCUUAGGGUGAGGGUAUGGACAGCUUUCUCUUCUGCCUGAUGGGAAAUCAGGGGAGAAAGCGCAUCUGAAUGAGAAAUAGAUGAUCCCAUUAGUAGUAUAAUAAUAAUAAAUAUGAUUAACCUUUUUUUCUAUGUUUGUUGCCUAUGGAUAGAAUUUGUAUCCUGUUCCUGAACUUCUUGAAGAAGCAGAUAUAAUUGCUAGGUUUAAUUCCG